Molecule: messenger RNA, 1562 nt
Organism: Lactuca virosa
Lineage: Eukaryota; Viridiplantae; Streptophyta; Magnoliopsida; Asterales; Asteraceae
Source: the annotation of a GenBank genome assembly
CUUCACAGCUGAAAACUUAAAAAACUUUCAUCCAAAGACCAAAGAUAUGGAAGCAACUCUACAGAAAGGAAGGAAGUACUCUUUCCCCAAUGACAUAACUAGUGCCGAUUUCGAACCUGGUUUUGUUUGGGGUACUGCCACUUCUGCAUAUCAGAUUGAAGGUGCUGUGCUUGAAGGUGGUAGACAACCAAGCGUCUGGGAUACUUUCUGCCUCACAAAAUCCGGUGCCAUCGACAACGAAGAUAAUGGAAACAAUGCUAUUAAUGCUUAUUAUAAAACAAAGGAAGAUGUGCAACUGAUGAAGAAACUGGGUCUAAAAGCCUAUAGAUUCUCAUUUUCAUGGAGUAGAAUAUUACCAGGUGGAAAAUUGAGACUGGGCAUCAACCAGGAAGGUGUCGACUACUACAAUAACCUAAUCGAUGAGCUUAAACGCAAUGAAAUUGAGCCAUUUGUCACUUUGUGGCAUUGGGAUACUCCCAAUGCCCUGGAAGAAGACUACUUGGGUUUUUUGGAUAAACAAAUCAUAGAUGAUUUCGCGGAUUAUGCGGAAUUUUGCUUCUGGGAAUUUGGUGAUCGGGUUAAGCAUUGGAUCACAUUGAAUGAGCCCCAUAGUUACGCUUCAUCUGGUUACGGUUAUGGUAUUCACGCACCUGGUCGAGGAGGUGUUGGGGAUGCUGCCACUGAGCCCUAUAUUGUAGCACACAACUUACUCCUGGCUCAUGCAACUGCUGCCGAUAUAUACAAGAAAGGAUUUCAGGAGAGCCAAGGUGGUGUGAUUGGAAUUACGUUGAACCAACAGUUUAACGAGCCAUUAAAUCAAAGGAAUCUGGUAGACCAGAUGGCAGCCGACAGAGCCAUGGACUUUAUUUUCGGAUGGUACAUGGAGCCAUUGUUUAGUGAUAGCAAUGUGCACCAAACUGAAGUUGGCCUUAAUGGGGAACUGAUCGGUCCUGAGGGAGGCGUUGAUUGGUUUUUUUCCUAUCCACUUGGAAUUUACAAAUCCCUGAUGCAACUAAAAGAUAAGUACGGAAACCCGUUGGUCUAUAUAACUGAAAAUGGCUAUGCUGAUGCAAUGGAUAACAAACUGAAAAUUGAAGAAGCUCGUAUUGAUAAUGAACGUAUUGUUUAUUACAAUACACAUCUUCAAAAUGUCCUAAGAGCAAUUGGGGAUGGCUGUAAUGUGAAGGGGUACUUCGCAUGGUCAAUGAUGGAUAAUUUUGAGUGGCACAAGGGAUACUCUGUUCGUUUUGGUCUAUUUUAUGUUGAUUAUACUCAUGGAAAAUACACAAGGUACCCAAAGCACUCUGCAAUAUGGUUUAAGAAGUUUCUUAAUCCACCUGCACAAGAAGAGAAGCUACGUGAAGGUGAUGGAAAUUAAGAAGUGUAUUGCUUGAACACAAAGAAGUGAGUCGCAAUCGGCACAGAAGAAAAUAAAUGCCCUAAGUGGUUUCUACUUUCAUGAAUAAUAAGUGCCCGUGAAUUAUGUCUGUUUUAUCGUUUUCGAUUCCUUUCAAGAAAUUAUGUUUCGUCGGUUGGAAAUGUCUAUUGCUCCUUUUUAUUUU